Molecule: messenger RNA, 874 nt
Organism: Solanum tuberosum (potato)
Lineage: Eukaryota; Viridiplantae; Streptophyta; Magnoliopsida; Solanales; Solanaceae
Product: ankyrin repeat-containing protein At3g12360
Exons: 2
Coding region: 25-666 (213 amino acids)
Cellular component (GO): membrane
Source: RefSeq, a predicted model, not a curated record
AAGGUUUCUGGAGCAGCGCUUCAAAUGCAAAGAGAGAUAAUGUGGUUCAAGGAAGUGGAGAAACUUUUACCACCUUCACACCACCAGAUGAGAAACAGAGCUGGAAAAACGCCAAGGGAAUUAUUCACCGAAGAGCAUAAGUUAUUACUAAAAGAAGGGGAAAGGUGGAUGAAAGACGCUGCAAAUUCUUGUAUGAUUGUAGCAACUUUGAUUGCCACGAUGGUUUUUGCUGCAGGCUUUACUGUGCCAGGUGGUAAUAACGGCGAUAAUGGUAUUCCAAUAUUGCUAAAAUUCAAUGGAUUUGUGGUCUUUGUCAUAUCAGAUGCAGUGGCUCUAUUCAGCUCAAUCAUUUCCAUAAUUAUGUUCUUGUCAAUUCUGACGUCUCGCUAUGCUGAAGAUGAUUUUCUUGUGUCAUUGCCUGCCAAGUUAUUCUUCGGACUUACGGCGUUGUUUGUCUCAAUAGUUAGCAUGCUCUUGGCGAUUACAGCAACCUUCUUUUUGGUCUACAGUAAUCAUACGGGUUGGGAGCCAAAGCUCAUUGCUGCCUGUGCUGGUAUUCCUGUAGCUUUAUUUGGGUGUUUACAGUAUAAACUAUGGUUUGAUGUGGCAAAAUCAACAUAUUCGUCCAGGUUCUUUCUUAGACCAGGAAAGCACAAACUCUUUUAACAACAGAGCCUUCAUUGCAGAUAAUGGUUGUAUGUAUGCAAAAUCCUACAUCAUCAUAGUUGCCUCGACACUAAAUCAUAAAACACAAAAACUUGCAAUUGAACAGUUCAUUCUGUAUUGUGGAGUAAAGAUUACUGUUAUUGAACAAUGCAACUUCAAGUGUAAAAAUCUUUUAAGUUUUGAGUGAUGUAGAAAAGUUUGAUUUGUA